GUGUGCGUAACCAUAUGGUACUCGUCGACAGUCUGUCGCGGCCGCCGAGACUCGGUCUCGAGACUCGACCUUCCACCGCAAAACCUUAUUCGUGCCGACGACUCCGGGCGACCAAAGUUUGACACAAUUGAUUAUGCGUGCAUAAAUACCAUACCGAGACCAUAUCGCUACCCUAAAUCCUCCCGCAUCCUUUGAUUACACAGAAGUAUCCAUAACUCACUCGAAGAAAAAAAUACACAGCUACACCGGACUGGUAUGAAAGACAAGAUCAAUUUGGCCUCGUAAUUGUUCAGAAAUGAUUUCCGAGUCCUCUCCAGCACAGUCGUCUCGUAAGCGGGUACCAACCGUCACCCUCAAAACCUUCCUCCGUCCCCCCACGCGGCGCCAAACACUUCCACCAAGCCAGCAGGAUCUUCGGCUCCCUACCCUCGCCCCAGCGCGGGACUUCGCAGUAGCUAAAGCACUGGUGCAGACACUCGCACCAGUCGUCCCUCGGGGCGUCUUCGAGCAGCGCGAGCAUCUUCCCUAUGAUCCUCGCGGCGGCCGCGCUAUCGGACGGCUCGGCGGAGCAGAUGCGGAGGAUCAGAUUACUCCCGCUGAGAGGCCAGGGGCGGUAAGUGCCUCUGCCGUAAGCCUGCCUUGGCAGGAAGCAGGGCGCCUGCUCGUGGAGCAGCGCACGUCGGAAGCGCUCUGGGAGCUUCAUCUGGAGCACGACGUCGACGACGCCGGGCGAGCGCGGUUCGCCGCGCGGCGCCCGCCGGUUCCAGUAGCUGUCGUAGUCGACUUCCUCCUUCGGCGCCUCCGGCGGCGGCACGAACGGAUUGCAGUAGCCCAGCUCCCAGCGCGCGGCGUAGUACAGCACGCCGUGGUAGGGUGCCCAGUGCGUGUCCGCGAGCAGCUGCAGCGCGCGCGUGUUCCCCGCUGCGGCCGCGAAUAGCGCGGCAAAGUCGGAGCGCUCGACGAGCGUCCGUAGGAACCC
This is a messenger RNA of Tricharina praecox, 979 nucleotides long. RefSeq lists its product as uncharacterized. The record is from RefSeq and is a predicted model, not a curated record. Bases 296 to 937 code for a protein of 213 amino acids. The transcript has a single exon. NCBI's taxonomy places the organism in Eukaryota, Fungi, Ascomycota, Pezizomycetes, Pezizales, Pyronemataceae.